AGAAGAGGAAUCAGAAAGCUGACUCUGCAGCCAUGGCUUGGUGCGUUUUCAGGUUAAGCCGGCUGGGACCCGCAGUGUGCAGAGCUCAUGGCCUCGGCUCCCUUGGACGAGCUCAUCGGAGGCAGUGCCAGCUCAGCUUGCACCCGGCCCGGUGGUUCAGCCGUUCCCACGGGCUCCGAGAUGUCCCCGGGGAUCCAGGUUCUACUGAUAAAGUGCUGCUGCAUUUUGUUAACCGGGAUGGGGAGAAAUUCACGGUCACGGCGAAAGAAGGGGAAAGUUUGCUGGAGGUGGUGAUGAACCAAAACCUCAGCAUUGAUGGCUUUGGUGCAUGCGAAGGUGCGCUCGCGUGCUCCACUUGCCACCUCAUCUUCGAGGAGGAUGCUUUCCGCCAGCUGGGCCCCACCAGUGAUGAAGAGCUGGACAUGCUUGACCUGGCCUUUGGACUGACGGACACGUCUCGCCUGGGCUGCCAGGUGCAUGUUAAGAAGUGGAUGAACGGGCUGACCGUCCACGUCCCUGUGGAGGUCUCGGACCUCCGGAAGGAACUGGAGGCAGAAAAACAAAGCAAGCGGUAACCCACCUUCGGCCUCUGCUGAAUGGCGUUUAUGGGGUGGAGACACUUCAGUGUUCACAUUUGCUUUUAUAUAUAUUUAUAUAUAUAUUCAUUCACAUCACUCUGUCAUCACAUUUAUUUUCUGGAUGAAAUACAUGCGUGCAUAAGAGAGAGAGAACAUUGUCUCUGAAGGUCAUCUUGACUUUGGGGAUUAAUAUUUACCUUCUAAGAAUCCCAGUCAGUCUUUUCACCUUACAAGGGACUGAACAAACACUGUUCACACGUUGAUGAGUGAUUUUUCUCUCUCUCCAAGGGAGUCACCAAGCCAAGGGUCUCAACUGCAAGCACAUAUAUAUAUAUUAGAGUGUUUCCCAGGAACUGCUCAGGGAGAACCCCAAAGCUAUUGAACCUACGGAAUGGCUUGAUUCCCUGAGCAAUUUUAAUCAUCAAUGUAUACAAAUUCCUCUUAAAUGCAGAUUUUGUAUGAGUCAGUCAUGAAUGGCAUCAGCAUCCUGUUUUCUCGGUAGCAAUCCAUUUUGCAUUUCAA
Molecule: messenger RNA, 1100 nt
Organism: Pogona vitticeps (central bearded dragon)
Lineage: Eukaryota; Metazoa; Chordata; Lepidosauria; Squamata; Agamidae
Source: RefSeq, a predicted model, not a curated record